Molecule: messenger RNA, 884 nt
Organism: Cercocebus atys (sooty mangabey)
Lineage: Eukaryota; Metazoa; Chordata; Mammalia; Primates; Cercopithecidae
Gene: NUDT2
Product: nudix (nucleoside diphosphate linked moiety X)-type motif 2
Exons: 3
Coding region: 60-608 (182 amino acids)
Biological process (GO): AMP biosynthetic process; ATP biosynthetic process
Molecular function (GO): bis(5'-nucleosyl)-tetraphosphatase (asymmetrical) activity
Source: RefSeq, a predicted model, not a curated record
AGCAUCUCUCUUGUUUCAGUACGUUUGCUUCUGAGGAUCUCCAGUGGCAUAACAAAUGCAUGCCAGCCCUGUUUUACAGGGAGCCCUGGAGGUGUUGGGAUAGAGGCCACAUUGAACUGAGGGUAGUUGCCAAGGUCCUGCAGUUAGACACAAAGGAUAAGACCAUGGCCCUGAGAGCAUGUGGCUUGAUCAUCUUCCGAAGAUGCCUCAUUCCCAAAGUGGACAACAAUACAAUUGAGUUUUUACUGCUGCAGGCAUCAGAUGGCAUUCAUCACUGGACUCCUCCCAAAGGCCAUGUGGAACCAGGAGAGGAUGACUUGGAAACAGCCCUGAGGGAGACUCGAGAGGAAGCGGGCAUAGAAGCAGGCCAGCUGACCAUCAUUGAGGGGUUCAAAAGAGAACUCAAUUAUGUGGCCAGGAACAAGCCUAAAACAGUCAUUUACUGGCUGGCAGAGGUGAAGGACUAUGAUGUGGAGAUCCGCCUCUCCCAUGAGCACCAAGCCUACUGCUGGCUGGGGCUGGAGGAGGCCUGCCAGUUGGCUCAGUUCAAGGAGAUGAAGGCAGCACUCCAAGAAGGACACCAGUUUCUUUGCUCCACAGAGGCCUGAGCUGACUGGAGCAGAGUCAUUUGCUUCAGUAGGAUCCUUGUGGGCCUUCUAAGAUGAAGCCACCCUCAGGUCCAGGGAAGGUUGUGCUAGUAUUUGGCUCAUCACAGCCAAGAGCAGAUAGAUUCGUGAAAUCGGCUCAACUCCCAGAUGAGAGCAUGCAAAAAUCUUGGCUGGGUGGAAAGGAAGGCAAAGAAUAAAAAUAAAAAAGGCCAGGCCCAGUAAGUGUACCUUGUAUUUUAUAAAUAAACUGCAAGCAGCUCAAGGUUGUCCUUCUAA